Molecule: messenger RNA, 3007 nt
Organism: Solenopsis invicta (red fire ant)
Lineage: Eukaryota; Metazoa; Arthropoda; Insecta; Hymenoptera; Formicidae
Gene: Fer1
Product: pancreas transcription factor 1 subunit alpha
Exons: 3
Coding region: 1861-2601 (246 amino acids)
Biological process (GO): developmental process; regulation of transcription by RNA polymerase II
Molecular function (GO): protein dimerization activity; RNA polymerase II transcription regulatory region sequence-specific DNA binding; DNA-binding transcription factor activity, RNA polymerase II-specific
Source: RefSeq, a predicted model, not a curated record
CUUUUCGAUUUUAGUCCAGCGAGAGACCACCUGAACGAUCGGUAGCACGGUAGGUGGUCUACAGGUCACGGCAGGAGGCUGCGAAAGGUCCCCGACUUACGGGCGCGAGAUCGGCGAACACCCGGGAAAGCAUUUGAGGAACGCUUUCUAAGUCGUAGUGUUUUCAAGAGAUUUUACGUUUCGGCGACGUUUUUUGUGCGUGACAAGUAGAUCUGCGUCAGAAUGCCCAAGUUAUCAGUGCGAGUGAGAGAGAAACUGAAGAAUAGCGAAGAAACUUAAAGAGAAACUUGAGAGGAAUCUUGCAUCACCGCAGCGCUACGUUUUUUUUUUUUUUUUUUUUUUUUAUAAAAACGAUAAUCGUGGCAGGCGAUAAUCCGGACAUUCGUAAAUCCGCGAGUAAUUUAGACGUUAAUGUAAUUGCAAAGUGAAAUUAGAGGGAACUUUUUCUAAACUGUUUGAGACUUGUAUGAAUUUUCUUAUUGAUCUCUAAAAUUUCAGAUAAUUUAGAAAAAUGCUAUAAUAAAUCAAUCGAAGGAAGGGUGAUUGAAAUGUUCGUGCAAUUGCAAAAUGCAGUCCUGUGAAUCGCAGGAUGGCGUCCUAAAGAUGCUUCGGUAAUAAAUAAAAUCUGCAUGAUGGAAAAAACAGCCGAAUGCAAUCGUAAUAUUUUAAGUCGGAAGUCUUCGUUGAGCGAAACCAUUCACGAUUGCGAAAGUAAAACAUAACUCAGAGUGUAUGUCAUUUUUAUUCAAUAAGUGAACAAGUACGUUUAAUUACAGAAGAAUUCACGCAAUUGCAAUAUUUCCCGAUGAGAAAUCUUCGAAAAUCCCGUGCGAAAAUUUUUUGCCACGGAACGAUCGGUGAAACUGCGCGUUAAAUCUAAUAAAACGGACAGUGCAACAAAUUAGCAACAACGAGAGACAGCGGCGUCGGAGAAGAUUCUAAAAAUUAAUUUAACUAGUUAGUUACUAAUUCUCUCAAUGUAACUAACGCGUCCCAAUUUUUAUCACGGGUUGCCUACGGUUGCAGAAAAGCGAAUUAAAAAUCUGCGUGAAAUAUAAAAGGAUCCUACAAUUAAAGAAGAAUAAAAAGAAUACAAAGACACGUAAUGAUGAGAAGAUAUAAAAUGGCCUGUAUAAAAAUUAACAAAUGUAAAGUCGCUAAAAUGAGUAAAUAUUAAAUGUCGCAUUAACAAAAUUGUAUAUUUAAUUCACUACCAAAAAAAAAAAUUUUUUUUUAAACGACGUUUCAUAAAUGAGAAAUUUUAUCAUCUAUUCCGAUAAGCAUGUAUCGCAAACAUAAGAGAUCAUCGGAGUGAAGUCUCUUCAUCGUAAUGUCGUAAGUGGCGUCGUCGGACGCGAACCGAGGCAUCUCGAGGUCUCGCCGAGAGUUAACAAGUGUUUGGACAAAUCUGGACACGUGUGGGCGUUGAGCGGUUCGCCCAAGACACGUGUCGAUUGUAUUUAGUAAUAUUAUCCUGCACGUGCCGGGCAGGCACGUGUCGAUCGUAUCUCUCGAUCCUCGAGACGUGUUCGAGGGCGCAUAGGUGCGAUCAGAAAUUCCGGCGAACGAUGCGACCGACGCGAGGAUUAGGGAUCCGGUUGCCAGGAUCGUCCGGUAAUUGAAUGAUUACAUGAACCGGAACGUUUAAAGCGAGGCACUACCAUAAAUGGCGUGAGACACACGGCAGUCCCGUCGUUCCAUGUCUAGUCACCCAAUCUAGUCGUACGCUUCGUUAAUUAGUCUUAUCGAGACUCGGAUUAAGGAGAAAGGAUUAUCGCAAUUAACUUUCGGAUCUCUAAAACAAGAGAUCUGUAAUCUUCAAAUUUGAGUGAUCGAGCGAACGGAACACUGGACGUCAUCAUGUAUUCGAUGGACAAUCUCGAGCGGGACAUGAUGAACCGGCAGUACAUGUACGAGGCUCACACCUUCUUAGGAAAUCCGGCGAUCCCGGCAUUACCGCCGCACUGCGGAGUACCGACCACGGCGACGCUCCCGGCGGUGAUCCCGUCGCAGAUCCCGUCGUCGCAUCAUCCGUCUGGUAGCACCGGUAGCACCAGCGGCAGCGAGCACUAUCUCUACGACGAAAACAGCAGUGACAACGAGAGCGUCUACAGCAGCGAUCAGGAAAAUCACGCGAGAGAACGAAGUCGGAGCAAUCGGCGCGGCGGGCCAUCGGGAAAAUGUCCGAGGCAGGUGCAGGUACAGCAGCGGCAAGCGGCAAACAUGAGAGAACGAAGGCGUAUGCAAAAUAUAAACGACGCCUUUGAGGGCCUGAGGGCCCACAUCCCGACCUUGCCGUACGAGAAAAGGCUGUCGAAGGUCGACACGCUCAAGCUGGCGAUCGGUUACAUAAACUUCCUCAACGAGCUCGUCAGGGCGGACAAGGGUAACGACCCCUUGACGGGCAAUAGCGGUCUCUCGAGAUGCUCCAGCCGGGACGAAUCCAAGAAGGUCAUAGUCCGUGGCAGCGGUGGGAAUCCGUUCAUCUCGCACUCGCUGUCGUGGUCGAGAAAGUCGGAUAUCUCGCCGAACGGCACGAUGUACGCGAAAGUCUGGACGCCAGAAGAUCCGUCGAAAAACGGAACGACGCGGUUCGAAUAGACGGCGAAUUUUUGACAUCACUUUACGAAGAUGGGGAGGAUCAAACGGUCGCGAAAACGUUUCUCAUCUAGAAUGUUAUUUAGUGUAUAAGGGAAAGCGUUUCUAGUCACUGAUCCUCGUUAUGAGAUUUGUACCUUACGAUCAUCGAAGUGUCUCCGAUUUUUCGGGCAACAGGGAUGGUCAUCGAUAUUUAUACAACUCUCGCGGCUUCGUUUAAAAGGCGUUAAAGCAAAUCGAAGUAGCCAUUCCAAGAUAUACACAUUACAAAAAUUUGAGGGAAUUUUUUGCUGAAAAAUUAAUACGUAACUUUAAAAAACAAAAACAAUUACAUCUUGUUUAUGAUUUAUUUUUCUAAAAAAUAGUGUAAAUCAAUGUUGGGCAUUAAUCAAUUAAUUUACUUGAUAAC